Orycteropus afer afer is the source of this 2691-nucleotide messenger RNA. RefSeq names its product microtubule associated protein 10 (gene MAP10). Gene Ontology annotation, biological process: mitotic spindle midzone assembly; positive regulation of cytokinesis; cytoplasmic microtubule organization. Gene Ontology annotation, molecular function: microtubule binding. The record is from RefSeq and is a predicted model, not a curated record. Gene Ontology annotation, cellular component: mitotic spindle pole; mitotic spindle midzone; cytoplasmic microtubule. Lineage: Eukaryota; Metazoa; Chordata; Mammalia; Tubulidentata; Orycteropodidae.
CUGUUUCCAGGGACAACAGCAAUGGCGGCGCCACUGCCAGAGCGGCUGUUCUCGCUGGAGCUGCUCGUAGACUGGGUGCGCCUUGAAGCCGGGGUGCUGCCGUCGCCCGCAGUUGCAGUGGAGGAGGAAGAGGAGGUUUCGCCGCCUCCUCCAGCGGGUUCCCUCUGCCCCGCGGUGGCCUUCCGCUUGCUGGAUUUCCCAACGUUGCUGGUUUACCCUCCUGCCGGCCCCGCGGCGGAAUCCCGGCCCGGUAUGGUCAGCUUCGGUCGCGGCAAGUCUUGUCUCUUCCGCCUGUAUCCUGCCACUCUGCACCGCUUGCUCCUUCGGACCCCGCUUUAUGCGCUACUCCUGCAGCUGACCCCCGGUUACCCUACGCCCGCCCCGCAGCUCCUGGGUAGCUGUGGCAUCUUGCUGGCAGACGCAGCCCAAAAGGUUCUGGGCUCGGCUGCGUCCACCUGCUCCCAGGGUCAUCGAGGAAGCUACCCCUUGCGCAACUUACUAGGGGAGCGGAUUGGGGACAUUGCGCUGCGCUACUGCCUGACAGACCUGGGGAGGUGCUCUCUGGGUCAUUUUGAGCGACCUGUCACCUGUACUGGAGGUAGACUGGAAAGGGUAGAGGGUCAGAGAGCAGGCAAAGUUAGUUCCCAGACACUGCAGGAAAAACAACAGUUUAUGCAUCAGACUUCAGAGCCAAACUCAGUAGUUGAUGAUAGGCACCUGGUGGAUUUAAAAAUCACAGAGGCACAGAAGGAUUUAAAGGAAAUAAUUUUUCACAGUGAUGCCAGCUCUGAUACCACAGGUGUGAAAAGGGGCAAAAUCAACUCUGUUAUUUGUGCAAAUGCUAGCAGUAGAUGUAAUAGCCCCCUAAACCAAGAAGAGUUGGACAUUGAAACCAAUACCUUUUGCCCUCCUCCUCUGUAUUACACUCAUUUGACUCAAGAAAAGCCUCCUGCAUUGGGUAAAAUCACAUUUGUGCCACAAGUUAAUGUGCAUGAAGAACUGGAUGGUAUUUUUCAGGAAGGAAAAUGUGUAAACCCCCCAACACACACCAAUCAUCUAAAAUAUGUAAAUACCACAACAAAUGAAAGCCCUUCAGUGCUUAAGAGUCCUCCAACAUAUAUUCAGGAUAUAGGAGCAAGUAAUCAAACUACAUGUCACCCUCAAACUGAACAAAAUAGAACUAAUACUAUAAGGCAGCUUCCUUUGUUAAAUGCUUUGUUAGUUGAGUUGUCCUUGUUAUGCAACCAACCCAUGUCAAGCCCUACUUAUGUACAUCCUCAUCUAGCCAGGUUAUCUAGAACUGAAGAUAAGAAGGCUCCAAACUCUUCUUCCAAAUUAACACGUAAAUCUGAAUCUAAGAAGGAAAAACCGUGUAUAGAGGAAAAGUCAGUAAGUCUUCAAUAUGUUGAAAAUCUCAAGAAAGGUAUGUAUUUUGAAAAGAACAGUGAUGUUCUCCCAAAACGAGUUCCAAGGAGGAGGCUGCUUUAUGGCAUAACAAAUACACUAAAACUACGUUUAAAGCAAACAAAUCCUGAUAUGUUGGCAGUACAUGAAAAAAGAGAAAAGUAUAGAAAAAUGCAAGCACAAAUGUUGGGUGCAAAACUGAGAAUCCAAUCAUCCAAAAGAAAAGUAUUAAGCUUUACAGAACAACUUCAGAAGCGACAUCAACUACUUGAAGAGAAGUGUUUAGAUUCAGAUGUUUCUUUUGCUGAAAAUAGUGAUACUUCAAGGCAAAUUAGUGAAGUUUUUGAUGACCUUAGCACAACUAAAGUAAUUAAACUGAAAUGUGCAACUGAAACAGUUGAUUACAAUGAAAAUAGAAUCAAUAGUUGUUCAGUAGAAGACAUAAGUGCUGCAAAAUCCAUUAUUUCAGAAGAAUUUACUCAUGCAAACACUUUAGAAGGAAAAGUGGAAACAGUCCAAAGUCCAUGUGUUUUCAAACAGGAUGCAAUUAUGGACAGAAUUACAGUAGGUACAGAAAAAGCUAAUAGGCAGGUCAAAACCACAGAUAAUGACAUUCUUACUGAUGAUAUAAGUGAAAAUAGUUGCUCUGAAAGCAUCUCAGAACUAAAGUACUCAGAUGAUUUUACUAGCCUUUGUUAUUCUGAAGAUAUCUGUACCAAUCAGGACACCAGCAAAAGUAUACAAGCUCAUGAUAGCAGCCCAGAAAAUCCAAAAUGUCAACAUACAAGUAAGUCUUGUGAAGCAGUAUCGUACAUAAGGAAAUAUAGCAAUGAGAAAAGUUCUAUUCUUAGCCCACCUUUUUCAGCUGGAUCACCAGUGCACUCAUAUAAAACAUCUCAUACUUCAAAGAUUCAGGAGAAAAGUUAUGAAGAAGCAUCUAGUAUCUCUACUAGUGACUUAUCUUCAUCACACUGGACUGAGGAGAAAGAAAAACAGAUAGACCAAAAUAGUAUGUGUGGUUCUAAAGUUAAAAAGGGAAGUCAAGACUUUUCUAUUAAAACAAAAUCUGGUCGCAAGUCAUUAGAAAAAAGUCAGUCACUAAGGACAUCUCAAGUGAGUUCUUACCUGCCAUCUAAUUUGUCAGAAUUAGAACAUAAUGCCCUGGAUAGCAGUACAUCAGAUCAGUUUGAAGAAGACAGCGGCAAAGUUGGUUCACUAAAUAUUUCUAAGCAAUGCAAAGAUAUUUGUGAAUUAAUAAUAAAUAAACUUCCAGGAUAUACAGUGUAA